UGUAAUGUUUCCAAAAAUCGCUUCACUUUUGUUUAUAAGUGCUGCUUUUGCGUCGAAAAUGUUCGAAAGCGAUUUAAACGUUAACGAUUUUUUGCGAACGGAUUUAAUGCCGACUUACUUCAUUGUGGAACAGGCUGAUACUAAUGUGUCUGUGCCUAAGAGUGCUGUUAACUCUGUCAAUGGAUCGAUCGACGCAGCACUGUCCACCCUCGAGUAUCACAGAAAAAUGAUGAACGAAUACCGCUGCCGCAAUUUCCUCGCCGAGCAGAUCCUCGAAGAGAUGGGCAAGCCGGUGCUGCAGACCCGGCUCGGCACAGUUUUCGGCCAGAACAGCCUGACCCGUCGCUCGCAGGACCCGAGGACCAACGUCCUGUACGAUGUCGGUUCAGCUAACUAUCAGGACUGGCUUGCUAAAGUAGCAGCUCUAAACGACGUGUACCGACAAUACAACGCUGUGGGAGGCACUGCUCCCAUCUCCAAUUCUUCGUUGGACCAGCUGCAGACCAGGGAUGGGUACGAGGUCUACGAGGGUGGUGACGUCAGGGCAUACCAGGAACAAGAGCAGCCAGUUAACCAUGACGUUGCGAAAUUUAGCGGUGCCUACGAAUACUCGAUGCCCCCUCCCCCGCCGCCGCACUACCACCACCCCGCGGCCGUCCACGAAGAGUACGUGAUCGAAGACAAGCACCACGGGCUGGGGCUGAGCGACCUCUUCGACAUAUCACUCACGGGUAUCGCCUUCUUGAGCUUUGGCAUGUUCGUGCUGCAGGUGCUGAUGUGCAUUUGUUCGAAUCCUCAACCACCCCAAGUGAUGCAGAUGGUAGACAGCAGCAGUGACUCUGUGAACGUCGACGAAGUAUUCCGAUUCAAGCGCGAUGAAGAACAUUCUAGAAGUAAACGCGCUGAUCCGAAAAUCGCUACAAUCAAUACUCUGGCCAGAUAUGCGAUGAUAGCAUUAAAACCGCGCUCGACUCCUUGCCUACAUAGGGCAUUGUGUCUGGGGAAUGGACGAGCAAGGAAUAUGCAGGAUGGUAACAAAUAUUGGUUGCCGAUUUGGAAUGCUGGAGUAGCAUGGACGCGCGGAAAAACGUUGGGUGCGUUGCGCGCCGCGGCGCUUGGACUGGGCGGAGCAGACUGCGAUGCGCUCUAUCCGCCCGCCCACUGCUCCUGAAGAUUACAUUACGACGGCAUUAU
Messenger RNA from Cydia splendana, 1194 nucleotides. RefSeq lists its product as uncharacterized. NCBI's taxonomy places the organism in Eukaryota, Metazoa, Arthropoda, Insecta, Lepidoptera, Tortricidae. The transcript has 6 exons. The record is from RefSeq and is a predicted model, not a curated record. Bases 5 to 1171 code for a protein of 388 amino acids.